GCAGCUUGCUUUUCCCGCGCCCACCUUGCUGGGCUCUUCUAAAGUUGCAGUCUGUUGAAAGAAAAAGGUGCAGAACUUCUCUCCAACAUCUACGGAUUGAUUGUCCCAUCUGUGUCGGCGCCUGAACUGCCUUGUAUCCAUUAACUCUUGAAUUGAUCGUCUUCGUCGUCGUCGCCGCCAAACCACCACCAUGCCGCUCGUCUCUAAGCGGGAUGCUUCACGCACCAGUUCGCCUGAAGACGAGGAUGAAGCUUCUGCACCCCCUCCAGAUGAACACACUCGUCUGCUACCCAACAGAAUCGACUCAACUCGCGCGCCACUUCUUAGCCCUGAUGAUCCCGCUGUCUCGCCCUACAACCUGUGGAGCAUCCGACUGUUGCGCUAUCUUACCAUUUUCUUUACUCUCGUCACAUUUGUCUGGUGGGUGAUUGUCUUGGUGUCGGUGUUUGCAACGCCCCCAGGCUUCCAUACUCGUGGCAGUAUAUUCUCUUCGUACGGAUUCUCCAGCUUGGCUCUGGCCAAUAUGCUCUUCACGCUCAUCUUCUUCAUCGUGCCGUCCAAGUCGGUCCGUGUGCUGGUCGGCGUCAUGUCUUUUGGACUUCUUAUCGAUAUGAUCAUCUUGGUCUCUGUUGAAAAGACUCGAUACGAGGAAGGCUGGGUUGGCAUCGUCAGCGUUGUUUGGGCGCUCCUCAUGGGCCUGUGGACGCUCUUUACGGACCGAACCGUGAAAUGGGGCAAAGAAGAGGAGGAACAGCGACUAACUGGACGGGCAGAAUCCCGACACACUGUUGCCGAGUGGCUCUCCAUUAUGCUCUCUACUCUGGCUUAUUCGGUCAUGAUUGCUGCCGUGGUUCUCAUGACAGGCACCAUCAUUCUCCGUGCUGUCGAUGCUGGUCUAGCGCCUCCCGGAAACCUUUACUGGGUUGAUGGUGGCAACUAUCGUCUGCAUGUAUACUGCAAUGGCAAUAAGACGAAUGCCAUGGGGGCCAUGGUUACAACUGUCUUGUUUGAGGCUGGCGAUGACCCUGUGGAGCAUGGCCUUUGGCAAUUUGCGGGCAAUGCAAUUGAAAACGGAACUAUUCAGCGAUACUGUUUCGCUGAUCGCCCUGGUGUCGCCUGGUCCGAUACCUCACCCUCGCCUUUGUCUGCCGGCUUUGCUGUCGAUGCAUUGAGCGAAGCGUUGGCCGAGGCUGGUGAGACUGGGCCCUGGGUAUUGGCCAGCGCGGGUAUUGGAUCUCUCUAUUCUCGUGUCUUUUCUGCCCGCCACGGUCAUGAUGUAGCGGGUAUGCUUCUGAUUGACCCGCUUCACGAAACGCUUCUGGGUCCUCUGGCAUCAGCCCGUGUCGGAUUCUUCCUCUGGCUCCGUGGUAUUUUGUCUCCUCUGGGCUUGGACCGUCUUUCUGGAGCCAUCUUCCGCGGUCGAGGCAGCCAGGACCGCGUCUAUGGCCGAUCUGCUGGGCAGAGCGGCAAGUUCAUAUUUGCGAAGCUGCAGGAGAGCCUCGUGUUGAACUCAUUUACUCGCCGAGAUGUCGAAGGCAGCAGACAAAUCCAAGAAAAGAGUACACCUCUUGUAGUUGUUAGCUCGGGUCAGCACAUCAAGGGCGAUGCAAACUGGGAAGAGAAGCAGCGUGAUCUUACAACGCUCACCGAUGCUCUCAAGAGUUGGGAUAUCGUCGAUGAUGCCCCUCCCCAGGUUUGGCAGACUGAGGCCGGGCGAAAUGCUAUUGAAAAGCGACUGCGUCAACUGGUGAAGAAUUGAGCAGGCCGGCAGGUCCUCUCUUGCCUUUGCCUUUCUCUUUUUCUUUUUUGACUUAUGCAAUUAUUUUACGAAGUAUACGACAGAAAUAAUUUUGGACAAUUAAACAGCACAUUAAUAUAACCGCUAUUUUGCUACGCUGCAGCGAAGCCCUUACUUUGGUAGCAAAGCAUCAUCAACAGCUUUGGUCUGACGUGGAUGGUUGCUGUGCCGCUGGUGCCAAGGCUGUUACACGUGACGUGAUCCACCGCAAUUCAGAAGACAGAACCCCUGGAAAUAGCGAUUGCCAGGCGCCGCAGAUUGGAGCAGGAACAGGGCCUGGUUCCUAUUUGGGGGCAUAUGCAUUG
Molecule: messenger RNA, 2103 nt
Organism: [Torrubiella] hemipterigena
Lineage: Eukaryota; Fungi; Ascomycota; Sordariomycetes; Hypocreales; Clavicipitaceae
Source: the annotation of a GenBank genome assembly